Molecule: messenger RNA, 1859 nt
Organism: Drosophila teissieri
Lineage: Eukaryota; Metazoa; Arthropoda; Insecta; Diptera; Drosophilidae
Gene: sand
Product: potassium channel subfamily K member 16
Exons: 7
Coding region: 605-1792 (395 amino acids)
Biological process (GO): potassium ion transmembrane transport; stabilization of membrane potential
Cellular component (GO): membrane
Molecular function (GO): potassium ion leak channel activity
Source: RefSeq, a predicted model, not a curated record
CGUCGAGCAGCACGCACGACCGGCGGAUGAGGCACUUGCUCCAAAAUCGCACUCGGCAUCGGGAAACGGGCAGAGAUGGCGGUGGUCAAAUGAAGUGAGGUGAAGUGUGGUUCGGUUAUAAAUAAACAAGGCACGCGAAGCAAACCAAGAAGUUGUUCUGUGCAGACCAGCCGGAAUCGGGAUCGGAUAACUCUCGGGAAAAUCUCUAAAGUAGCUGGUAGAAGGCAUUCCUUGGCGCGCGUUGAAUAACACUGAUAAAAUAAUAUACAGAGCGCGCAAACAUAAAUAAUAUUCCACAUGCAUAGCUCGCAAAUACAUCAGCUGCUAAAAUAAACGGAGCGUUCGCAGCUCCAACAACAACGAGAACAACAGCCGCCCGUCCGCCGCUCAUGACGGCACGGGUGAGCAUCUGGCGAGGAGCAUCAGUAGCAUCACCUUCAGCAGCGAAACAAACCGAAACGAUAAACAGCGAUAGGUAACCGGAAAUCCCUUCAGACGUCAUCAAUGCGAGUGCUGGACCAGACCCGAGCAUGUCCAGGCGCUCGCCAGUGGAAGGCCAGACGGAACCGGAACUAAGACCGAAACGGAAACGAACCGCGAAGACAUGUCAUCCCGACGAAGCUCCUUUCGCCGGAAGGAGAAGCCGGCCUUCGAGCGCUUCAAGGACCACUGCCGCCACUUCACGGCUUUCAUGUUCAGCAACGUGGGCAUCAUUCUGCUGGUCACAUUUUAUAUUAUCGGCGGAGCGUUCAUAUUCCAGAGCAUCGAGAUAUUCGAGUACGAGCGGCUCAAGUCGGAGAAACCGCACCACUUUAUAGCCCGGAACUUUAGCGGCGAAUGCCUCAGCCGCAUAUGGGAGCUGACGGCGGAGAACAUCAGCUUCUUCGACCACCACGCCUACAGGAGACGGGUCAACGAUGUACUUCUGGAUUAUCAGAGGGCCAUAGUGAAGAAGCAGCUCAAGGGACCCGACGUGGAGCAGUGGAGCUUCUCCGGAGCCUUUCUGUACUCGCUAACGGUGAUCACGACGAUCGGAUACGGGAACAUUACACCGCACUCUGAGUGGGGAAAGCUGGUGACCAUUCUGUAUGCAAUAAUUGGCAUGCCGCUGUUCUUGCUUUACCUGUCCAACAUAGGCGACGUCCUGGCCAAGUCCUUUAAGUGGAUUUACUCAAAGGUGUGCUUGUGCCGCAUUUGCCCCGGCGUGGCCAAGCGCCGGAUAAUUCGCGAGAGACGAAAAAUGCGUCAAUUGGCCAGAGCGCUCCAGAUGCACGACAUGGAGAAUGCCCGGGGAAGCAGCAGCUACACUAGCACCAGCAGUACCACCUCAUCCAACAGCAGCAGUAGUGAAUACACCAGGAGUUCCCGACAGAGUUCCAGCCUCAUGGAUAUUCCGUACACCGAGUCUGACUCGGAUAUCGAGCGCGAAAUACGAGGCAGCACGGAUGAGAUUACAGUGCCAGUCACUGUGUGCGUCUUCGUUAUGGUCGGGUAUAUCCUCUGGGGUGCGCUGCUCUUCGGUCGUUGGGAGGACUGGAACUACCUGGAUGGGAGCUACUUCUGCCUCAUAUCGCUCAGCAGCAUUGGAUUUGGAGAUCUGGUGCCAGGCGAUCGUGUGAUAACUGCCGACAGAGAUAAGGUGGAGGUCAGCUUCAUUCUCUGCGCCAUAUAUUUGCUGCUCGGCAUGGCCGUGAUUGCCAUGUGCUUCAAUUUGAUGCAGGAACAGGUCGUUCACAACAUUCGGACGAUAAAAAGGGCCUUCAAGGCCUGCUUCCGAUGCCGCACCUCUUAGGAACCAAGUGGCCCUAUCACAAAGAUGUCCCGUCGUACAAAGUCAUAUUUUUAUUCGCUGUUAGUAU